CCGUUAUCUGAACUCUCACCUUUGAGCUUGUGCCUCCGGUCGGGUCUCAUUCGAGCAACAUUUUGCGGCUUCGAAAAUGAAAGUAUUCUUUAUGAAUGGAUUGACAACUCUUUUUCACUAGCUUAGCUUAAGCAACAUUCACUCUUUGAUACGAUUUGCGGACGCAAAUGUUGUCACAUAACAUGACCUACAUGUGUUACUCGGUGUCGGGAUUUGUUAUGCUACAUAGCUAGUUGGCUAAUCAGCUAGCUAUGAGGUUGUCGCCGCUACUGCUAACUCAUUAGCGUAAAUCAGAUGACCAGCAACCAGUUUUUUUAUCCUCCGUGGCUCACUACCGAUUUUCUUUCACAAUGUAUUUGAGCUCAAUUUUACCACGUAACGAAAUAAGCAGUCUUGAGAUAGUUAGCUAGUAAUAACAGUGAGCUAGCUAACCUGACCGUGUCCGUUUAACGUCAGUGUUGAAAGAGGUUUACAGUGUAAAGAACGGGCUUUGGCAAGUUAACUGGAAAACCAUCAGCUAGGCGGACUAGCAAGAAUACCAUUUUCUAAUAUCAACUGUUAGCGUAACGUAAGGAUAACGUUUCCAGCAACAAUGGCUAACGUUACAGACCUGCAAACAAAAUACAGCAAGUUGGCACAGGAGUACUCCAAGCUCCGUGCACAGAACCAGGUGCUGAAGAAGGCAGUUGUGGAAGAACAGGCCAACUGUGUAUCCCUAAAGGAGCAGCUAAAGCAGAGAGACCAGAGCUUGAGGAAGCAGGAGCAGGAGAUGGACAGUCUCAGCUUCAGGAACCAACAGCUGGCCAAGAGGGUGGAGCUGCUCCAAGAGGAGCUAGCUGUUAGUGAAGCCAAGGGCAAAAAGGGGAAGGUGAUCAUGAAGGGUGAUCAAGGGAGUGGCUACACAAGUAAAGGAGACUCUCCCUCACAGCAUGGUCAGGAGACCAAGAGUGUUUUUGAUGAGGACCUGCAGAAAAAGAUAGAAGAAAAUGAGCGACUUCAUAUCCAAUUCUUUGAAGCAGAUGAGCAGCACAGGAGACAGGAGGCCGAGCUGAAGACACGACUACAGGAGCUGGAGAAAGACUCCGAGCAGCACCAGGCUAUCAUAGAUGGACUCACCACUAAGUACAUGGACACAAUCGAGCGGCUGCAGAGUGACAAAGCACGUUUAGAGGUGAAAGCACAGACCCUGGAGAGGGAAGCAAAAGAGUGCAGAAUGCGAACAGAAGAGUGUCAGCAGCAGUUGAGGCGAUGCCAGUCAGAGCUGAACAGACAGGUGAAACAAAGCAGCAGUGUUAUCCAGGAGAAAGUGCCCUUCAAUGACACCAAAUUUAGUGACUACAAUAGCUUAAACGUGCCACCACACAAUCGAAGGCACCAGCUUAAAGCCCGGGAUGUUGCAGGUCAGGCCUUGAGCUUUAUUCAGGAUCUUGUGGCUGCUCUGUUGAACUUCCACUCCUACACAGAACAGAGAGUGCACAUCUAUCCCAGAGACUCCUCUAUUGAGCCCAUCUCCCCACUGAACCAGAAGUUUUCUCAGUAUCUACAUGAGAAUGCAGCCUAUGUGCGCCCCCUGGAGGAGAGCUUUCUGCAGUUACACCAAAGCAUCACAGAGGACACUGUCACAAUAUUGGAGACUGUGGUCAAGCUGAAGAGUUUUGCUGAUAAUUUCUCCUCAUACACCCACUUUCUGCAAAAGAUUCUUCCCUACCAACUGAAAAGCCUAGAAGAAGAGUGCGAGGCACCUCUUUGUACUGAUGCCCUUACUGCCAAAAACCAGGAGCUGCAAAGUGACAUGAAGAGAGUAACUUCUGUGUUUGAGAAAAUCCAGAACUACAUUAACAUUUUGGCCUUACCUAGUGUUCGUCAGGACGCCAUGCCACAGGGCAACACCUCAGCUGUCUUCACCCAGCUGGCUGCCUGCCUACACAGUCUUCACGAUACCGUUAAAGAGAUGUCAAAGCACUAUAACCAGAAAGCGGGCUUAGAGCAGGAGCUCCCCACCGUCACCCAGAAGCUCUCUACCACCUCAGAGUGCCUGCUUGGAUCUUUGGCCUCUCUGACCAGCAGCACUGGCAAGAUUGCCACUUUCUUCAGCAACAACUUGGACUUCUUCACAUCACCAGGCUACAGCCCAAGAGGCAGCACAGCAGCUCUCAACCCCUUGCAAGCAGAGAGUAUGCUGGCCAACAAAAAGAAAGCUGCUGCCUACGUGCAUGCAAUCAAAAAGCCCAGGCCACAGUCUGUUCCAUACAGAGAAGCCCUGUCAAACCGGCGUAUACUUACCAGCUCCACUGAGAGCAGAGAAGGUCUCACUCAGCAGGUGCAGCAGAGUCAGGAGAAGAUUGCUAGGCUGGAGCAGGAGAAAGAGCACUGGCUCCUGGAGGCCCAGCUGGGGAAGGUGCGGUUGGAAAAGGAGAACCAGCGCAUUGCGGACCUGGAAGCGCAGCUCGCGGCAGCUCUAGGGGGAAGUCCAAACUUACAAGCAGCUGCAGCCAGCACACUCGCACAGAGCCAUGAGGAGGCAGAGAAAGAGCAGAAAGCUGCUGGGAAAGAGACGACGCUGUGCACCAGCCUGGUUGGCAUGUUGUGCACAACACCUACAGUUGAGCAUGUUGGAGACGAGGAGUCCAGGGAGCAGCUGAUAAAGACUCACUAUAUGGCCAGAGUGGGAGAGCUCACCACCCAGCUCCAGAUUUCAGACAGCAAAGCUGUGCACUUUCACUCUGAGUGUCGAGCUUUGGCCAAAAGAUUAGCUAUUGCAGAAAAAUCACGGGAAACUCUGAGUGAGGAGGUCAGAAUGGCUAAUCAGAACAUCACACGCUUGCAGGAUGAGCUGGCUACAACUAAGAGGAGCUAUGAAGACCAGCUUAGCAUGAUGAGCGACCACCUGUGUAGUAUGAAUGAGACCUUGAGCAAGCAGAGAGAGGAAAUCGACACACUCAAACUGGGCAGCAAGGGAAAUGCCAAAAAGAACAAAGGACGUUAGAACUGCCCCCCAAAACUCUGGCUCCAUUUAGAUUCACAAAGGGCACCUUAAGAGAAGAUCUGGUCUGUGGAGCCUCCCAGCAGCGUCCAGGUGCUAACAUCACCGCCACUGUCACCAAACCACCAGACUGGCUCCUUGCGCCUCAUAUUCCUCUGCUGUCAGACAGUGGCAAUACAGAUAAACUGUAUGGAGGUUUAAAGAUGUUGGACUGAAAAAAAGCAUCUUUGUUUUUUUUUUUACCUUUUUUCUUUUCACAGCACCAAUUAUAAGAUGAUUUGCUAGAAAUAUUUUCUGAAACAGUAUCAGAAGCUGCAGCUUGACCUUUUGGCCAAAGCAGGAUGGGAGAGAAGCAACUUAUCUCCACAAGGGACAGAGCAAGAUAAACAGUUUGAAGUCAAGACUUGAAGACCAAACCCCUGUUGAUCAGUGUGUGUAUUUUUCCUGCUUAACAUAUUUGUGAGAGCAAAUGAAACUGUGCAUUCGUACUGUUUAUCUGUGGGAGCAGGCCAAUAGAGCAAAUGUUGGUGUGACUGUGUGUGUGCACAGUGUUGUCGCACUGGGCUUUACAACAUGUGAGUCUUGUUUUACAGAUUUUUUUUUUAGAUCAAAUUUGGGAUUAUUUGUGCACAUGGCUUCAAUGGCCACGUCUGUGUACAGCAUAAAUACCCCUUAUAACACAUGCAUAUGUCACAAGCUUCUGUAAAGAAGGGCUUUAAAACCUGAAUGAACAACACACUUGAAGUCAUUCCCCAUUUUGGAAAAUUUUCAAUCCUCUGGGAGUGGAGAAAAGAAAAGAAAAGAAAAUGUCUGCCUUCAAGCACUGAUUAGCUGUGUUUACCAAGACGAAAAGGGUAAGAUGGACAAGCCUGAGCUUGUAAAAUGGUGUCAGUCUGUCUCUGUGAAGUUACUUUGUAACAAUAGUAAUUUUUAUCACCAAAGUUAAUGUGGACGUGCACUGAGAAAGCUGACGUGGCACAACAGUCUCUUUAUUCAUAUUGUAAUAUGUAUGAACAAAAAGGGUUAAUGUGAAUGAAUAUACACUCUGAAAUCAUGAUUUAAUUGUACUGUUUAAUUUCUUU
This is a messenger RNA of Scatophagus argus, 4065 nucleotides long. RefSeq names its product protein phosphatase 1, regulatory subunit 21 (gene ppp1r21). The transcript has 22 exons. The record is from RefSeq and is a predicted model, not a curated record. NCBI's taxonomy places the organism in Eukaryota, Metazoa, Chordata, Actinopteri, Scatophagidae. Bases 593 to 2986 code for a protein of 797 amino acids. Gene Ontology annotation, cellular component: membrane; early endosome.